Molecule: messenger RNA, 2412 nt
Organism: Medioppia subpectinata
Lineage: Eukaryota; Metazoa; Arthropoda; Arachnida; Sarcoptiformes; Oppiidae
Source: the annotation of a GenBank genome assembly
AUGAGUGCACUUAACGCUCAGGUACUGCAGAAUCCCAUUGAAUGGCAAAUGAAAAAGUUGUUUCGUACGGCGCUCUAUCAUCACCGCGAGGACGAGUCCAGCGCCGGCUAUACCACCGACGAGUUGUACACACUAUUGCAGAGUACGUUCGCCGCGCAGAAAGUGCUCGGCCUUCAAGUGCUGUCCAAAGUGUUGGCCAAAGCAUUCAACGGCCUCUACGACCAGUGUUUCAACGAGAAUAUCACCGAACAGUUGCUGAAGAAUUCGGCACUGAUUCUGAUCACCCGUCUGUGUCUCGACGACACCACUGACAGUGUCUGGCGGGCGGCCAUCACCGCAAUGCACGCCAUGCUGUGCAACACCGGCACCGACGAGCUGUUCCUCGACCGCGGGUUCGCACUGUUCGCCCAAUGCCUUCGCCCGGACACCGGUGUCCGCCAACUGAAGCCCUCCUACGCCAUGACCGCUAAAUCGGCCGAAGAAUUAACUGACGAACAGCUCAUGAAAUUAGAUGCCGUCCACUGUCUCGUGAAGCGGACAUCUCUGCCGCAGAGGAUUCGCUACCUCUUGGAGACCAAUCGGAGUCAACUGGACUCCAGAGCUGUGGACGAUCUCUUGGAUAUAUUGAUACGAAUGGCCAGACAUUCGCCGGAUUGUCGUCAAGACAUCGUUAACUGUCCGUUCCUUUUGAGCACAAUUAUCGACGGUUUGAUUCCGGUGUCUGUCGUGACCGGCGAUCGGGUGUUCGAUCGGCCGAACGCCAGGGCUGUUAAGCUGAUCCGUCUGUUGGUCGAUGUGGACGAAGACUGUCCGUCUGGAACCGCUGCUCACAUAAUCCGUGUGUUUCCGCAACUCAUCGAAGCCCUCAAAGUCUAUCUGACGCUAAACCCCGAGAACUGCGCCACCAGUCGUGAGACACUGCGGGUAUCCAUCGAAGCCCUGCGACUGUGGAUCAGCUUAUUAUCUCAAAACCUAUGCGUCGAAGACUUUUGGCAAAUGUUUCCCGUUUUGAUCAAACAGUUGCAGUACUGCUCAACACUGGACCCGAUUAGCCAUCAAAACGAUUACGACUUUCAAUACGCGUCGACACUCAUUGCGGCGCUCAAGACUUGCGUCCAACGGAACCAACACUUCCAGGCGUUCAACGAUUUAGUUUUGAUGACAACAAUGAAAUGGUUGACACUAAUCAAGAAUGCGGUAAUUGUUCCCGCAUUUGAUGCCAAUCUGUGCCUCUUUUCGGGCGUCCAAUACCUGUUGACCGCCGGCUAUCAGAUCCAGACUCUGGCCGACAUUGUCUCGCAAAUUGUCGACUCGAAAGCCAUUCAACACAAACUCUUAAACUCUUUGAUCGAAAACUCGAAUUUAGUUAAACUCGAGACUAAAGCACAGCCACAUCGACGCGAUUCACCCAAUUUGCCAUCUUUUGGAUCAGUUCUGUACAGAAGUCACCGAACGGUUCCCAUAAUGAACAACGAAUCGCCGAUUGGGCUAAUCUUAGCCGUGAUUCACACCCUUAAGACACAACCAAACAAUGAUAAUAUGUCCGACAAAUUACACGCAUUCAAAGAUUAUAUCCAAAGAGUGGCCAAAAAUCUUAAACACGAUAUAAAACUUAAUUUAUUUGAUUGCUAUGAACUGAUGGCACUCUCGGAGAUCUGUUCCCUGUGUUUCAUCACUUCCAUCGCAUCCACCACGUCAUCAGCCGAAGAUAUCCACUGUUACCACAAUUUAGCGCUUUUGAUGACUAGUUUUACGCCCAAUGAGACCAUUAAACACAAACUGUUGACUGAAGUUGUGUUCAACAAAACAAUUUACGCCAUCGAGUCCUCCGGAAUCGCUGGACAUAUGUCUGAACUCAGUCUUCGGGACAAAGAGUUUGAGCCCAAUAUUGUUGACAAUUUAGACUCCAUUAAGACAUUGUAUGGCAAACAUUCGCGCUUUGAUUCCCAUCACUGGCUCUUUGAUCCACUCAUCAGAUCAGUCGAGACCAAGAACUCUGUGACGUUGGAUGAGAUUCGCGCGUGUCUUGUGUUUAUCUCAGCGGUGGUCAAACGGCACCGCAAUUACUGUCACCAACUGAUCCAGUCUUCGUCGGCGCUCUAUUGUCUCAUUUCAUCGGUAUUUCUCAUAUCUGAAGAAGUCUUCUUUGAUGAUGGAGUUCAACGGCUAUUGUAUGUCAUUCUGAAGACACUACUGGCCGGCGAUGGGAUCCGAUGCCAGAUAUCGGAUAGAGUGCCCUAUUAUGACACUUGCGGUGAUUUUUAUCAGCGAUUUGUGGAUCAGUUCGAGUCCGUGUCUUAUGGCAACAAACUGUUCAUCAAUUAUCUGCUGGUCUUUUGCCAAUCGAAAUGCAGUCCACUCUUCAGGACUAAACUCUUUGUGGACUUUCCGACAGCUUUUCGUAUAAUUCAG